UAAGAAAGAAAAAAAAAAGAUUUGCUGGCCACGAGAUUUGUAAGUUAUUGAAACAAGAGAGAUUUUUAGAGGACCAACUGUUUUUAACAGAAAUACUGCCAUCGCAGAAAUCAAUGUGUACAUGACUUAGGAAAGUGCUGACAUGUACAAAGAUCACAUCCAGCUGUGCAUGUACUAUUGACCUCGUGUACACAUGGUUACUGUGAUACUAUUUCUGUGUUUAUUGAAUGGGGCCUAUGGUCAUGAAAACGUGCUGGCCAAAACGAACUAUGGAAUUGUCAAGGGCACUUCGUCGAUCAUCGAUAACAAGGCAAUGUUCUGCUACCUGGGUGUGCCAUAUGCCAAACCGCCCACAGGUCCCAGACGUUUCAAACAGCCAGAACCUCCGAAUUCAUGGUCUGGAGUCAGAGAUGCUGUCACUCUCGGUCCAAAGUGUCCUCAACUAGAUGAGCUCGACCCCUUUGAUCCCACUCCAAUAAGCGAAGAUUGUUUAAACUUGAAUAUUUAUUCGCCCACGGAACCUACGUCACAGGGGACGGCACCCUCUACCAGCUUACUUCCCGUCAUGGUUUGGAUUCACGGUGGAUCUUUCUCCAUGGGAUCGGGGUCUAAAUACAACGGGAGUGUAUUAGCAAGCAGAGGCGUUGUUGUGGUAACGGUUAAUUACAGACUAGACAUCCUCGGCUUUUUGAGCACAGCAGACUCCAUCAUUCCGGGAAAUUUCGGACUUCUCGAUCAGAUCAUGGCUUUACAAUGGAUCCAAGCAAAUAUUCAGUUCUUUGGAGGCGAUCCUCAAAUGGUAACAAUUUUCGGAGAAAGUUCUGGAGCAGCAUGUGUUUCUCUUCUAGUAUUGUCUCCUUUGUCAAAAGGAUUAUUUCAGAGAGCAAUAUUAGAAAGUGGCUCGCCAUUGGCUUAUUGGUCAAUCACCUACCCUGUCAACAAGAUUCAGCCCGACACCAUAGCUCAAUCCAUUGCUUCUAAGUUAAACUGUACACAAUUGUCCUCCACUGAAAUUCUCGUCUGCUUGCAGAAAGUUAAUGUCUUUGACUUGAUAAAUGCCAGUACAGAGUAUCGAAAAAGCAACGGCCUUGUCUUCAUCCCUCGGGUCGAAGCAUUGCUUAGAUCUUUGCCAGACUAUCCUUUGAAGAUACUUCGGUCCGGGAACUUUAACCACGUGGACACAAUUCAAGGGUACAAUUCUGACGAAGGCUGGUACUUCCUGAAUACGUCAUCUGCACAGCUGACACGAGAAGGAUUUCGGGAAAGCAUUCAUAAUUUAAUGACCUCACUAAAAAUAAUGACAUCUGACAGCAUAGUUGAUCAGUUUGAGGAAGUUUAUAUAAAAAAAUUUGACGGACACGAGUUUAAUUUUAGGCAAGGGUUGAGAGCUGUGUCCGACUUUGUUUUUAUAGCGCCCAUCGUCAUGGAAACCAUGUUGGCAGAAACGUGGUCACGUGACAGUAAACACUACCUUUACGAGUUCCAAUACAGACCAAGCGACAGUGAGAUGCCUCCGUUCGUAGGUGCAGUUCACGGUAAUGAGCAAGCGUUUCUAUUUCGUUCAUUCGACAACGACCAAUUCUGGAACACAAAGAAAGGUCAUACUCAAGCUGAUCUCCUUAUAUCAGAUGAAAUGAUGGCUUUCUGGUCCAGCUUUGCAAAACACGGCAGCCCUAACGGGAACAUGUCGGGCUUGGCGCCCUGGGUUAACUACACACCAGAUCGUCCAAACUGUCUGAAGAUCAACAUACUGACCACUCUCUCUGAUCAUGGCAAACAAUUGGCUGUGCAGAUUUACAAACCGCUGAUAGAUUCACUGAUGAACGAAUACCCAGUCACAGUUGUUGGGUAAAAGAGCCUCUUAGUUCUUAAUAAGUUGGACUCAUUCUUUUGCUGCGUACUUGUUAAUAUGGCUAAAUAGGGCACAACUCUAGAAAGUAGAUGCAUCUUUACUAUUGAAACAUGAUUUUUCAACAAUAAAAACUUCUAUAAUAUAUAUUUUUAAAAA
This is a messenger RNA of Biomphalaria glabrata, 2008 nucleotides long. Its product is annotated as cocaine esterase-like. Lineage: Eukaryota; Metazoa; Mollusca; Gastropoda; Planorbidae. Gene Ontology annotation, biological process: postsynaptic membrane assembly; chemical synaptic transmission; neuron cell-cell adhesion. The record is from RefSeq and is a predicted model, not a curated record. Gene Ontology annotation, cellular component: synapse; cell surface. Gene Ontology annotation, molecular function: neurexin family protein binding; signaling receptor activity.